UAAAUACUAAACGUUACGUUUUUCAGCUAUGACGAUAAAAGAAGAGUAACCAGACUGCUUCAAAAAUAUGUCGCCAAAGCCAAUAUACGACAAAGACGUGGUCGUGCUGGUAGAGUGCAAGAAGGUAUCUGCUUCCAUAUGUUUACCAAGCAGCGUUUUGAAGAGAUGCCUGAUUUUGAAACACCUGAAAUCCUUAGAUUACCACUUGAAGAGCUAUGCUUACGCAUUAAAGUGUAUAAUCUUGGAUCCAUUCGCUCUGUUCUUAGUACUGCUUUAGAUAAGCCUUCGAGCCAAAUGAUAGACAAUGCCAUUUCAAGCCUAAAAGAGGCACAAGCUUUAACGACAGAAGAAGAUGAAAGAUUAACUCCACUUGGCUCGCACUUGGUCAACUUGCCUGUGGAUAUACAUAUUGGAAAGAUGAUCCUUUUUGGGGCCAUUUUCCGCUGUUUGGAUCCUAUACUUACGAUUGCUGCCAUGCUAAGUUAUAAAAGCCCCUUCGCUCGACCAUUUGGAAAAGAGCGUGAAGCUGAUAUUGCAAGGUCAAGGUUCGAAGUUGGAAAAUCUGACUUCUUGACAAUGUAUCAAGCAUAUAAAGUUUGGCGUGAUUAUUUGAUGCAAGUGAGAGGAAAACCAGGUUGGCUCCGUCAUAUGCAUGAAUUCUGUAAAGAGAAUUUCUUGAGUCAACAGAAUCUAGAGAUGAUUGAAGAAAUGAAACGACAGUUUUUAGCAUUACUGAUCAACAUCGGUUUUGUAAAGACGAGUAAACUGGACAUAUCUAUUAAUAGAUAUGAUAUCAAGCGAUCUAUUCAUCUGUGUGAUGUUCCUUCGGCCUAUAACAAGUAUAGCCACACUCUUCCUGUCGUCAAUGCUGCUCUAACGGCUGGUCUUUAUCCUAAAAUUGCAGAAUAUGUUCGUGAGUCUGGCAUCAUGGCCAAUCGUAUGAUGGAGGUCAAGCUACACCCCUCAUCCAUGCUCUUCCUCCGUGAAAGAGAGGUACAUUCUGAAAUUUUGGCUUACAAUACCCUUAUUAUGGGUAAUAAGGAAUAUCAAAGGAAUAUAGCAGUCAUUCGAGAUGCUACAUCAGUUGAUCCCGUUGCUCUUGUUUUAUUAACAAGAGAAAUCAAAAUUCAGCAUAAGCAAAGAAAGAUCACUCUUGACAAUUGGCUCUCAUUCGAUUGUUUUGCAAGAACAGCGGUUAUUUUAAAGUUUUUUAGAAAUGAAUUGAACCGCUGGCUUGCUGAAAAGAUGAAAGAUCCAGCUGUGGAUUUGACAGCUUACAAUCAAGACAUUCUAGAUGCUAUAGCGUACAUGUUACAAUCAUGCAACUAUUAAGGGCUUGUGUUUUAUGCUGGGAAAGAAGGUCCUCCUUUUUUAUUUACUGAAUAAAAAUCGUAAGCCAAUAUCAUCUGUAGUACCAUUUUAAAAUGUCAAUAAGUUAUUUUCUUCUGUCAUAUUUGUUUGUGACCGAAGUGAUGUCAACUCAUUUUCGAGUAACUCCUUGAUUAUCAAGAUUGCAUUCUGAUCAUUACUAUACUUGUUCUCUAAUCUAUAGUUUGAUUGUUUGUUAGUACUUUAUAAAUAAUAAAACAAGGGGAGCUUACCUUUUCAAAAUAGCCUCUAGUUCCCUUUGAGAGUUACAUAGAAU
Rhizopus microsporus ATCC 52813 is the source of this 1645-nucleotide messenger RNA. RefSeq names its product HA2-domain-containing protein. The record is from RefSeq and is a predicted model, not a curated record. NCBI's taxonomy places the organism in Eukaryota, Fungi, Mucoromycota, Mucoromycetes, Mucorales, Rhizopodaceae. Gene Ontology annotation, molecular function: RNA binding. The transcript is spliced from 6 exons. The coding region runs from base 139 to 1332 and encodes 397 amino acids. Gene Ontology annotation, cellular component: intracellular anatomical structure.